Messenger RNA from Bursaphelenchus xylophilus (pine wood nematode), 1055 nucleotides. The record is from the annotation of a GenBank genome assembly. Lineage: Eukaryota; Metazoa; Nematoda; Chromadorea; Rhabditida; Aphelenchoididae.
AUGAUUCACUCAGUAAGUUUUAUUUUUAGAUGUUAUUUCUUUCAAGCCACUCUAAUUUCGACUGCCUUUGAAGCAAAAUUUAUAUUGUACUUGAUAUUAACGUCAAAAAUUUUGAUCUCAGGAGUCGCGCACCAGAUCUCCAAGUCCGUCCUUCCGUCUAUGGCUGAGUGCAGAGCCAGACAACCAAUUCCCAGCGGUUCCAUUGCAAGACGCACUCAAGAUUGCGUACGAGACGCCUCCGGGAAUCAAACACAAUAUUAGCGGGACUUUGAAACAAUGGAUUGACGUGGAAGGAAAUAGUGGGAAAUCGGAGUUGGAACUGAAGACUCAAUUCUUGUUGGCGUGGUUCCACGCUAUCAUCUAAGAAAGAAGAACGUAUAUUCCACAGGUAAAGUUGUGUUAUCCAUGAUAAGAUUUUCUUGAAAUUUAGGGAUGGCUAAAGUUUUACGAGUUCAAUUCGAACGACUUGAGAGUUGCCAGACAGGUCCUUGAUGCGAUGGGUUCAAAGAAUGGUGAGUUCUUUGCGUACUUUUUAGUUUUUUGUUGUUUAGGUUAUAAUUGGGAAUCGAUUCGCGGCUUUAUGGAAGAUGCGAUAUAUGGGGGAAUAAUCGAGAAUCAACUCGACAUUGGAGUACUGUCAUCUUACUUGGACAAGUUUUUGAGCCAAAAAAUGGUGACGAGUAGAGAUGGGGAACUGGAUUCAAAUCUUAGAAUGCCCGAGGCUAAAUCAAUGAACGAGUGGCUGGAUUUCGUCAAGAAUAAGGUGAGGAAUGCCAUACCUUUUCCGGCCGACAGCCUUACUAAAUGCCCUUAGGCAAUGUAGUGCAAGGUGGGUGGAAAAUCGAGGAAAUUAUGGGGAUUACGGCAGUUUUUGGGCCGUUUCUGGAGUGGGAAGUGUUGUAAAUUUGAAGAAGAGAGUUUUUUAGUUGAGCUAGAGCGGUUACGGUAGUUUUAAAAUAACAAGAUUGAUUUUUUUUGUUGAUUUACUACUACGAUAUAAAUUUUUUUUUCAGACACCUAAAUGUUGGCGUGAACAGACUCCAAUUCGUCACUAG